Haemorhous mexicanus (house finch) is the source of this 444-nucleotide messenger RNA. It is a transcript of the gene TYROBP, whose product is annotated as transmembrane immune signaling adaptor TYROBP. Gene Ontology annotation, cellular component: cell surface; membrane. The record is from RefSeq and is a predicted model, not a curated record. Lineage: Eukaryota; Metazoa; Chordata; Aves; Passeriformes; Fringillidae. The coding region runs from base 100 to 378 and encodes 92 amino acids. Gene Ontology annotation, biological process: positive regulation of macrophage fusion; positive regulation of natural killer cell activation; positive regulation of phosphatidylinositol 3-kinase/protein kinase B signal transduction. Gene Ontology annotation, molecular function: signaling receptor binding; phosphatidylinositol 3-kinase binding. The transcript has 4 exons.
GGUCACGGGGCGGCCCAAUCAGACACUGAGCCCAGCAAGUGGGCGUGGCCUGAGUUUGCCACACACGGCCCCGCCCCUUUCCCCUCCCCCACUGCCUCCAUGGCCUCCCCCGGGACCCUCAGCCUCGUCCUCCUGCUGCUUGUCCCAGGAUUGGCCGCUGCACAGCAAGAAUGUUCCGGGUGGCUCCUGGGGCCGGGACCAAUCAUGGUGCUCGUGGCCGCUGACGUCAUCAUGACGCUGCUGAUCGCGGGCGGAGCCUAUUGGCUGGCAGUGCGGAGCCACCGAGCCCCGCCCAAGCCCCGCCCCCCGGAGCAGGACUCGCACUACCAGGAGCUGCAGGGCGCGCGCGGGGACAUCUACAGCGAGCUCAAGCGCUGAGCGCCGCCUCCCCCGCGGCCUCCGCCCUCCGCUGCCGCCAUUAAAGCGCUUUCUGCCCCUUCCGCA